GUCGGCCGGCGACGGCGCUGCGUCAGGGGCUUUGCGGCGCUUUGCUCCUGGAGACGGCGACCGCUGUGGGCCUCGGCUUUGGCCUCCCGCGCCCUGGGAGUCAGGUCUCGGCGCGAUGAGGCGCAGCAAGGCUGACGUGGAGCGGUAUAUCGCCUCGGUGCAGGGUUCCGUCCCGUCGCCCCGAGAGAAGUCAAUGAAAGGAUUCUAUUUUGCAAAGCUAUACUAUGAAGUUAAAGAAUAUGAUCUUGCUAAAAAAUACAUAUCUGCAUAUAUUAAUGUGCAAGAAAGAGAUCCUAAAGCUCACAGAUUUCUUGGUCUUCUUCAUGAAGUGGAGGAAAAUACAGACAAAGCUGUUGAAUGUUACAAGCGUUCAGUGGAAUUAAACCCAACACAAAAAGAUCUUGUUUUGAAGAUUGCAGAAUUGCUUUGUAAAAAUGAUGUUACUGAUGGAAGAGCAAAAUAUUGGGUUGAGAGAGCAGCUAAACUUUUCCCAGGAAGUCCUGCAGUUUAUAAACUAAAGGAACAGCUUUUAGAUUGCAAAGGUGAAGAUGGAUGGAAUAAACUUUUUGACUUGAUUCAGUCAGAACUUUAUGCAAGACCUGAUGAUGUCUAUGUGAACAUCCGACUAGUAGAACUGUAUCGCUCAAAUAAAAGAUUGAAGGAUGCUGUGGGCCACUGCCAUGAGGCAGAGAAAAACAUAGCCCUGCGUUCAAGUUUAGAAUGGAAUUCAUGUGUUGUACAGACCCUUAAGGAAUAUCUGGCAUCUUUACAGUGUUUGGAGUCUGAUAAAAGUAAUUGGCAAACUACCCAUAAAGACUUACUUCUGGCUUAUGCUAACCUUAUGCUUCUUACGCUCUCCACUAGAGAUGUGCAAGAAAGUAGAGAAUUAUUGGAAAGUUUUGAUAGUGUUCUUCAGUCUGUGAAAUCUUGUGUGGGUGGAAAUGAUGAACUCUCAACUACUUUCUUAGAAGUAAAAGGACAUUUCUACAUGCAUGCUGGUUCUCUACUUCUGAAAAUGGGUCAGCAUAGUGAAGUGCAAUGGCGAGCUCUCUCUGAGCUGGCUACAUUGUGCUAUCUCAUAGCAUUUCAGGUUCCAAGACCAAAGAUUAAAUUAAUAAAAGGAGAAGUUGGACAAAAUCUGGUGGAAAUGAUGGCCUAUGAUCGUCUGAGCCAAUCAGGACACAUGCUGCUAAAUUUAAGUCGUGACAAGCAAGAUUUUUUAAAAGAGGUGGUAGAAUCCUUCGCCAAUAAAAGUGGGCAGUCUGCUUUGUAUGAUGCUCUGUUUUCUAGUCAGUCAUCUAAGGAUAGAUCUUUUCUUGGUAAUGAUGAUAUUGGAAACAUUGAUGUACAAGCACCAGAGCCUGAUGAUUUGGCUAGAUAUGAUGUUGGUGCCAUUCGAGCACAUAAUGGUAGUCUUCAGCACCUUACCUGGCUUGGCUUACAGUGGAAUUCGUUGUCUGCCUUACCUGCAGUUCGAAAAUGGCUGAAACAACUGUUUCAUCAUUUGCCCCAGGAAACCUCAAGACUUGAAACAAAUGCACCCGAAUCAAUAUGUAUUUUAGAUCUUGAAGUAUUUCUACUUGGAGUAAUAUAUACCAGCCACUUACAAUUAAAGGAGAAAUGUAGUUCUCACUAUAGCUUCUAUCAGCCAUUAUGCUUGCCACUUCCUGUUUGUAAACAGCUUUGUACAGAAAGACAAAAAUCUUGGUGGGAUGCAGUUUGUAAUCUAAUUCACAGAAAAACAGUACCUGGAACCACAGCAAAAUUGCGACUUCUAGUUCAGAAUGACAUAAACACGCUAAGGGGCCAGGAAAAACAUGGCCUUCAGCCUGCCCUGCUUGUACAUUGGGCAAAAUGCCUUCAGAAAACGGGCAGCGGUCUUAAUUCUUUUUAUGAUCAACGGGAAUACAUAGGCAGAAGUGUUCAUUAUUGGAAAAAAGUUUUGCCAAUGUUGAAGACAAUCAAAAAGAAGAGCAGUAUUCCUGAACCUACGGACCCUCUGUUUAAACAUUUUCAUAGUGCAGACAUUCAGGCAUCUGAAGUUGGUGAAUACGAGGAAGAAGCACACAUAACAUUUGCUAUAUUGGAUGUAGUUAAUGGAAAUAUAGAAGAUGCUAUGACUGCUUUUGAAUCUAUAAAAAACGUUGUUUCUUACUGGAAUCUAGCACUGAUUUUUCACAGAAAAGCAGAAGACAUUGAAAAUGAUGCCCUUUCUCCUGAAGAACAAGAAGAGUGCAAAAAUUACCUGAGAAAGGCCAGGGACUACCUAAUAAAGAUUUUAGAUGACAGUGAUUCCAGUCUUUCAGUGGCCAAGAAGUUGCCUGUGCCACUGGAGUCUGUAAAAGAGAUGCUUAAUUUGGUCAUGCAGGAACUUGAGGACUAUAGUGAAGGAGGUCUUCUUUAUAAAAAUGGUUCUUUGCGAAAUGCAGAUUCAGAAAUAAAACAUUCUACACCAUCUCCCAGCAUAUAUUCUCUAUCACCAAGUAAAAGUUACAAGUAUUCUCCCAAAACACCACCUCGAUGGGCAGAAGAUCAAAAUUCUUUAUUGAAAAUGAUCUGCCAACAAGUAGAGGCCAUUAAGAAAGAAAUGCAGGAGUUGAAACUACAUAGUAGUAACUCAGGGUCCCCUCAUCGUUGGCCUGCAGAGAAUUAUGGACCAGAUUCCGUGCCUGAUGGAUAUCAGGGAUCACAGACUUUUCAUGGGGCUCCACUAACAGUUGCAACUACUGGCCCUUCAGUAUAUUAUAGUCAGUCACCAGCAUAUAAUUCCCAGUAUCUUCUCAGACCAGCAGCUAAUGUUACUCCCACAAAGGGUCCAGUUUAUGGCAUGAAUAGGCUUCCACCUCAACAACAUAUAUAUGCCUAUUCCCAACAGAUGCACACACCACCAGUCCAAAGCUCAUCUGCUUGUAUGUUCUCUCAAGAGAUGUAUGGUCCUCCAUUGCGUUUUGAGUCUCCUGCAACAGGAAUUCUGUCACCCAGGGGUGAUGAUUACUUUAAUUACAAUGUUCAACAGACAAGCACAAAUCCACCUUUGCCAGAGCCAGGUUAUUUCACAAAACCCCCAGUUGCAACUCAUGCUUCAAGAUCUGCAGAAUCUAAGGUUAUUGAAUUUGGAAAAACUAAUUUUGUUCAGCCUGUGCCAGGUGAAGGAAUAAGACCAUCUUUGACAGCACCUACACAUACAACACAGCCAACUCCUUUUAAAUUUAACUCAAAUUUCAAGUCAAAUGAUGGUGACUUUACCUUUUCUUCACCGCAGGUUGUGACACAGCCCCCUUCUACAGCUUACAAUAAUAAUGAAAGCCUUUUAGGUCUCUUAACUUCAGAUAAACCUUUGCAGGGAGAUGGCUACAGUGGACCAAAAGCUAGUCAAACCAUUGGACCUCGAAAUACAUUCAGUUUUGGAAGCAAAAAUGUGCCUGGAAUUUCAUUUACUGAAAACAUGGGUCCAAAUCAGCAAAAGAAUUCUGGUUUUCGUCGAAGUGAUGACAUGUUUACUUUCCACGGUCCAGGGAAAUCAGUAUUUGGAACACCCGCACCAGAGCUGGCCAAUAAGAGUCAUGAAGCAGAUGGAGGGAGUGCCCAUGGUGAUGACGAUGAUGACGGCCCUCACUUUGAGCCUGUGGUACCUCUUCCUGAUAAGAUUGAAGUAAAAACUGGUGAGGAAGAUGAAGAAGAAUUCUUUUGCAAUCGUGCAAAAUUGUUUCGUUUUGAUGCAGAAUCCAAAGAAUGGAAGGAACGUGGAAUUGGCAAUGUAAAAAUCCUAAGGCAUAAAACAUCUGGUAAAAUUCGCCUUCUGAUGAGACGAGAGCAAGUAUUAAAAAUCUGUGCAAAUCAUUACAUCAGUCCAGAUAUGAAAUUGACCCCAAACGCUGGCUCUGACAGAUCUUUUGUAUGGCAUGCUCUUGAUUAUGCAGAUGAGUUGCCCAAACCAGAACAACUUGCUAUUAGAUUCAAAACUCCCGAGGAAGCAGCACUUUUUAAGUGCAAGUUUGAAGAGGCCCAGAACAUUUUAAAAGCCUUAGGAGCAAAUGUAGCCACAACAACAAAUCAGGCUAUGAGAAUUGUAAAAGAACCCACAAGUCAUGAUAACAAAGAUAUUUGCAACUCUGAUGCUGGAAACAUGAAUUUUGAAUUUCAAAUUGCAAAGAAAGAAGGGUCUUGGUGGCAUUGUAACAGCUGCUCAUUAAAGAAUGCUGCAACUGCUAAGAAGUGUGUUUCAUGCCAGAAUCUAAACCCAAACAAGAAAGAACUCCUUGGCCCACCAUUAGUUGAAACUGUGUCUGCUCUUAAAACUGGCCACGAAAAUACUCCAGAUAGAUUUGCGUCAAUGACUCCAAAGAAAGAAGGUCACUGGGAUUGUAGUAUUUGCUUAGUAAGAAAUGAACCUACUGUAUCUAGGUGCAGUGCAUGCCAGAAUGCAAAGGCUACUAACAAAAGUGGAUCUUCAUUUGUUCAGCAAGCUUCCUUUAAAUUUGGCCAGGGAGAUCUUCCUAAGUCUGUUAACAGUGAUUUCAGAUCUGUAUUUUCUACGAAGGAAGAACAGUGGAAUUGCACUGCAUGCCUUGUGCAAAAUGAAGGAAGUUCUACAAAGUGUGCUGCUUGUCAGAAUCCAAGAAAACAGAGUUUACCUACUUCUUCUGUUGCAGCACCUGCUUCUUUUAAGUUUGGUACUUCAGAGAUAAGUAAAACCCCAAAGAGUGGAUUUGAGGACAUGUUUGCUAAGAAGGAAGGACAGUGGGAUUGCAGUUGCUGCUCGUUACGAAAUGAAGCAGGUGCUACAAUAUGUGUUGCUUGUCAGAAUCCAGGUAAACUGAGUCUACCCACGUCUGCUGUUCCAGCAUCUGCCUCUUUUAAGUUUAGUACUUCAGAGACCAGCACAACUCCAAAGAGUGGAUUCGAAGGCAUGUUCACCAAGAAGGAAGGACAGUGGGACUGCAGUAUUUGCUUAGUGCGAAAUGAAGCAAGUGCUGCCACAUGUGUUGCUUGCCAGAAUCCAAGUAAACAAAAUCAGCCUACUUCUGCUGUUCUACCUCCGGCCUCAUCAGAUACAUGCAAGGCUCCAAAGGGUGGAUUUGAAGGAAUGUUCACCAAGAAGGAAGGACAGUGGGAUUGUAGCAUUUGCUUUGUGCAAAAUGAGAGUUCUUCCUUAAAAUGUGUGGCUUGUGAUGCCUCUAAACCAGCUCAUAAACCUAGUGCAGAAGCUCCUUCAGCUUUCACAUUGGGCUCAAAAAUUAAGUUAAAUGACUCUUCUGGAAGUCAGGUUGGAACAGGAUUUAAAAGUAACUUUUCUGAAAAAGCUUUUAAAUUUGGUACAGCAGAACAAGGGUUUAAAUUUGGGCAUGUGGAUCAAGAAAGUACACCUUCAUUUACGUUUCAGGGUUCUUCUAAUACAGAUUCUAAGUCAACAAAAGAAGGAUUUAGUUUUUCUGUCCCUAUGUCUGCUGAUGGAUUUAAAUUUGGCAUUCAGGAGCCUGGAAAUCAAGAGAAGAAAAGUGAAAAGCCCCUUGAAAAUGACACUGGUGUUCAGGCUCAGGAUAUCAGUGGUCAGAAGAAUGGUAGUGGUGUGAUUUUUGGUCCAAGUGGUAGCACUUUUACCUUUGCAGAUCUUGCAAAAUCAACUUCAGGAGAAGGAUUUCAGUUUGGCAAAAAAGACCCUAAUUUCAAGGGAUUUUCAGGUGCGGGAGAAAAAUUAUUCUCAUCACAAAGUGGUAAAAUGGCUGAUAAAGCCGACACUUCUGCUGACCUUGAGAAAGAUGAUGAUGCCUAUCGGACCGAGGACAGUGAUGACAUACAUUUUGAACCAGUAGUUCAGAUGCCUGAAAAAGUGGAACUUGUAACAGGAGAAGAAGAUGAAAAAGUUCUUUAUUCACAGCGGGUAAAAUUAUUUAGAUUUGAUGCUGAGAUAAGUCAGUGGAAAGAAAGGGGUCUGGGGAACUUAAAAAUUCUCAAGAAUGAAGUCAAUGGCAAACUGCGAAUGCUGAUGCGAAGAGAACAGGUACUAAAAGUGUGUGCUAAUCAUUGGAUAACAACUACGAUGAACCUGAAGCCUCUCUCUGGGUCCGAUAGAGCAUGGAUGUGGUUAGCGAGUGAUUUUUCUGAUGGUGAUGCCAAACUAGAGCAGCUGGCAGCAAAAUUUAAAACACCAGAGCUGGCUGAAGAAUUCAAGCAGAAAUUUGAGGAAUGCCAGCGACUUCUAUUAGAUAUACCACUUCAGACUCCUCAUAAACUUGUAGACACUGGCAGAGCUGCCAAGUUAAUCCAGAGAGCAGAAGAAAUGAAGAGUGGAUUAAAAGAUUUCAAAACGUUUUUGACAAAUGAUCAAACAAAAGUCACUGAUGGAGAGAGUGAGAGCUCUGAUGCAGGCACUGCCAGUGCCUCUGAUACAACCAGCAAGCCAAACCCCGAAAACACGGGGCCCACACUGGAGUGGGACAACUAUGACUUAAGGGAAGAUGCUUUGGAUGGUAGUGUGAGUAGUAGCUCAGUACAUGCUUCUCCAUUGGCAAGUAGCCCUGUGAGGAAAAAUCUCUUCCGCUUUGGUGAGUCAACAACAGGAUUUAACUUCAGUUUUAAAUCUGCUCUGAGUCCAUCUAAGUCUCCUGCCAAGUUGAAUCAGAGUGGGACCUCAGUUGGCACUGAUGAAGAAUCUGAUGUUACUCAGGAAGAAGAGAGAGAUGGACAGUACUUUGAACCUGUUGUACCUUUACCUGAUCUAGUGGAAGUGUCCAGUGGUGAGGAAAAUGAACAAGUUGUUUUUAGUCACAGAGCAAAACUCUAUAGGUAUGAUAAAGAUGUUGGUCAGUGGAAAGAAAGAGGCAUUGGUGAUAUAAAGAUUUUACAGAAUUAUGAUAAUAAGCAAGUUCGCAUCGUGAUGAGAAGGGACCAGGUAUUAAAACUUUGUGCCAAUCACAGAAUAACUCCAGACAUGACUUUGCAAAAUAUGAAAGGGACAGAACGAGUGUGGGUGUGGACUGCUUGUGAUUUUGCAGAUGGGGAAAGAAAAGUAGAACAUUUAGCUGUCCGUUUUAAACUACAGGAUGUUGCAGACUCAUUUAAGAAAAUAUUUGAUGAAGCAAAAAUUGCCCAAGAAAAAGAUUCUUUGAUAACACCUCAGGUUUCUCAUUCAACCACUCCCAGAGAGUCGCCAUGUGGCAAAAUUGCUGUAGCUGUAUUAGAAGAAACCACAAGAGAGAGGACAGAUUUAAUUCAGGGUGACGACACAGCAGAUGCAACUUCAGAAGUUGGAGAAGCAUCUAGCACAUCUGAAGCAACAACAAAAGCAGUGGUUUCUCCUCCAAAGUUUGUAUUUGGUUCAGAGUCCGUUAAAAGUAUUUUUAGUAGUGAAAAAUCAAAACCGUUUGCAUUUGGCAACAGUUCAGCCACUGGGUCUUUGUUUGGAUUUAGUUUUAAUGCACCUUUGAAAAAUAGUAGUGAAAUUAGUUCAGUAGUCAAGAGUGGAUCUGAAAGAAAAGUGGAACCUAAUUGUGAAGAGUCGAAGAAUUCCAAUAGCAAACAAUCUUCAGAUGGCAAAGUAAAAAAUUUCUUUGCUUUUCCAAAGGAAGAGUCCUCAACUGAUUGCACAUUUAAAACACCAGAAAAGGGAUUUAAUUUUAGCCUUUUUAAAUCUAAUCCAAUGGCUUUUUGGACGAGCAUCCCUUCCUCACAGCCUGAGAACAAAGCAAAAGAGAAGGAAAAACCUGAAGAUCCUUCCUCAGAUGAUGAAGUUCUCAUUGUAUAUGAGUUAACACCCACCCCUGAGCAAAAAGCUCUUGCAAGCAAACUUAAACUUCCUCCAACUUUCUUCUGCUAUAAGAAUAAUCCGGAUUAUAUUAGUGAAGAAGAAGAGGAUGAUGAAGAUUUCGAAACAGCUGUCAAGAAACUUAAUGGAAAACUUUAUCUGGAUGACUCAGAAAAAUGUAGACCAUUAGAAGAAAAGCUAACAGAUAAUGAAAAAGAAUGUGUUAUUGUUUGGGAAAAGAAACCAACAAUUGAAGAGAAGGCCAAAGCAGAUACAUUAAAGCUUCCACCUACAUUUUUUUGUGGAGUCUGCAGUGAUACUGAUGAGGACAAUGGAAAUGGGGAAGACUUUCAAUCAGAAUUUCAAAAAGUUCAGGACUCUCAAAAAUCUCAGAAUGAGGAAAUAACUAACACGGCUGACAGUGUGUAUACAGGUGGGACUAAAGUGACUGUACCAUUUUUAUGUAAAUCUGAAGAACCUGAUUUUAUUACCAAAUCUAUUAGUUCAUCACCUAUUUCUUCUGGAACUGUGGACAAACCUGUAGAUUUGUCUACUAGAAAGGAAGAUGAUGCAGAUUCUACAAGCCAAGUGGAAAGCAAAACAGUUUCAUUUGGAUUUGGAAGUAGCACAGGACUGUCAUUUGCAGACUUGGCUUCCAGUAAUUCUGGGGAUUUUGCUUUUGGUUCUAAAGAUAAAAAUUUCCAGUGGGCUAAUACUGGCGCAGCUGUGUUUGGAGCACAGUCAACCAGUAAAGUUGGCGAAGAUGAGGAUGGUAGUGAUGAAGAAGUCGUUCACAAUGAAGAUAUCCAUUUUGAACCAAUAGUGUCAUUACCUGAGGUAGAAGUAAAAUCCGGAGAAGAAGAUGAAGAAAUUUUAUUUAAAGAGAGAGCCAAACUCUAUAGAUGGGAUCGAGAGGUCAGUCAGUGGAAGGAGCGUGGUGUAGGAGACAUAAAGAUUCUUUGGCAUACAAUGAAGAAUUACUACCGGAUCCUAAUGAGAAGAGACCAGGUUUUUAAAGUGUGUGCAAACCAUGUUAUCACUAAAACAAUGGAAUUAAAACCCUUGAAUGUUUCAAACAAUGCUUUAGUUUGGACUGCCUCAGAUUAUGCUGAUGGAGAAGCCAAAGUGGAACAGCUUGCAGUGAGGUUUAAAACCAAAGAAAUGGCUGAUGGUUUUAAAAAAAAAUUUGAAGAAUGUCAACAGAAUUUAUUGAAACUUCAGAAAGGACAAGUAUCACUGACAGCAGAGUUAUCGAAGGAGACAAAUCCUGUGGUGUUUUUUGAUGUUUGCGCAGAUGAUGAACCUCUAGGACGUAUAACCAUGGAAUUAUUUUCAAACGUUGUUCCUCAGACUGCCGAGAACUUCAGAGCACUCUGCACUGGAGAGAAAGGCUUUGGCUUCAAGAACUCCAUUUUUCACAAAGUAAUUCCAGAUUUUGUUUGCCAAGGGGGAGAUAUCACCAAACAUGAUGGAACAGGAGGACAGUCUAUCUAUGGAGAUAAAUUUGAAGAUGAAAAUUUUGAUGUGAAACAUACUGGUCCUGGCUUAUUAUCAAUGGCCAGUCGAGGCCGGGAUACCAAUAAUUCUCAGUUUUUUAUAACACUGAAAAAAGCAGAAGAUUUGGACUUUAAGCAUGUAGUAUUUGGGUUUGUUAAGGAUGGCAUGGAUACUGUGAAAAAGAUUGAAUCAUUUGGCUCUCCUAAAGGGUCUGUUAGUCGAAGAAUUACUAUCACAGAAUGUGGACAGAUAUAAAAUCAUUGUUUUUCAUAGUAAAUUUUACCUGUAUAAACAGUUGAAUUGAAGCUUAGCUGUUGUGACAAUAUGGUAAUUAUGUUCAGCUUUUGAAAAUGGACGUUUCCAGUGUAUAAAUGUAAAAUUGCAGCUUAUAGCUGUUGUCACUUUUUAAUGUGUUAUAAUUGACCUUGCAUGGUGUGAAAUAAAAGUUUAAACACUGGUGUAAAUCAGGUGUACUUGUGUUUAUGUACUCCUGACAUAUCUGUAUCAAAAUGGAAUAAUACUAAUCUUGUUAAAAGCAAUAGACCUUCUCAAACUAUUGAAGGAAUAUGAUAUAUGCAAUUUAAUUUUACCUUUUAAGAUAUUGGACUUCCUGCAUGGAUAAACUUACCAUUUGAAUAAAGGGACCACAACUUGGAUAAUUUUUAUUUUACAUUGGAAAUAUAUUUGGUAAUUUUAACUAUUGGUGUGCUCAUUUAUGCAUAGAGACUCACUUAUGAAUGGGUAGAGCCACAGAGGGUAGAGACUUAACCAAAGUGCUCUUCUAUAAUCCUUGCACCUCCUGUAUGGUUAAAUUAACUUUUAAGUAGAGUACCUUCUUUUCUUAAAAUUAUAUGUAGUUUCCUGUGCCCUUUCAAAGGUAUUAAAUUAAUUUUUACAUUUUAAACAAGUAUUUCCUUAGUUUUUUGUUUUUGUUUUAACUUUUCUGUCAUCUGUUUCUACUACCUCAAACUGCAGCUUGGUUCUGAUAGAACUUGAAUUUUUCCUUGCAGUUAUUGUGAUAAAGUAUGACUAUUUUAAAAAGGUCUAUACCAUGUUCUUUGGUUAAAGAUUUGCUUUAUACUAGAUUGUUGCAGUACCUUUUUCUGGUGAAUUUUGUAGCAAAAAUAAAGUGACAAUUGUUAACAGCCAUGACAUUUAAAAAUUUA
Mirounga angustirostris (Northern elephant seal) is the source of this 10407-nucleotide messenger RNA. Its product is annotated as E3 SUMO-protein ligase RanBP2. Gene Ontology annotation, cellular component: nuclear pore; cytoplasm. The record is from RefSeq and is a predicted model, not a curated record. Lineage: Eukaryota; Metazoa; Chordata; Mammalia; Carnivora; Phocidae. The transcript has 30 exons. Gene Ontology annotation, biological process: protein peptidyl-prolyl isomerization; NLS-bearing protein import into nucleus. Gene Ontology annotation, molecular function: peptidyl-prolyl cis-trans isomerase activity; GTPase activator activity; protein binding. The coding region runs from base 116 to 9496 and encodes 3126 amino acids.